UUAUUGACUCUUGCACUGCGUCCGUGUGCUGAGAUAAACUGAGGUGAAGUUGUAGCCAUGGUUGUUUUGAAAGGAAUUCCCCAUAUUUUAUCUCCAGAAUUGCUUUAUGCUCUAGCAAAAAUGGGCCAUGGAGAUGAACUGGUUCUUGCUGAUGCAAACUUUCCUACUUCCUCUGUUUGUGCCUGUGGUCCCACUGAGAUUCGAGCUGAUGGGUUACAGGUCCCAGAGCUUUUGGCUGCCAUUUUGAAGUUAUUUCCCUUGGAUACAUACACCCACAGUCCGGCUGCCGUGAUGGAGCUUGUGGCAAGUGACAAACUGAAAGGUCUGGCUGUUCCUGUAUGGGACACCUUCACACAGCUUCUAUCUGAGGCAGGGUCACAGGCUCCUUUGGAAAUGGUGGAGAGGUUUGCCUUCUAUGAACGGGCAAAGAAAGCCUUUGCUGUUGUGGCUACGGGGGAGACGGCUCUGUAUGGUAACCUGAUACUGAAGAAGGGGGUCAUCCCUGCUGAGUUACUGCAGUGACAGACACACACACACACGCACACACUCACAUAGUAUGUCAGUAAUUCAUACAUAGAUCUACAGCUUGUAAAUAAACAUUUUUGAAUUUUGUUUCGUAAUGCUAUUCAAUUUGUAUUGCUAUAUAUAUACUGUAUAUAUAUUGUUUAGUUUUUCAGUUUUAAUUUUCGCUUGUUUGUGAAUUACAUAACUUACACAAUUACACAAGUAUUUAUUGCACAAUUUGUGCAAAUCACUUCUGUAAAUUAAGUCAUGUCAACUAAUUGCUUUAAUAAUUUAUGUUAAUUGCUUAAAUUGUUACUUCAAAAAAUUGCAGUGUUUGUAAAUCAUGUCAAUUACAUAAUUUACACUUACUGUAAAUUGUUCUGUUUACUGGGUCACUUCUAAACAAUGAAUUAGUAGUUAAGGGCAUUUGAAAAGGAAGAUUCUCUCCUUGUGUUUGUGUCUAAGGGACUUAAGUGUGCAAGUACAGUAUGUUUAGAACAGGGUUCCCGCGUGAUCUUAAAAAGUCUAAAAUUCGGAACUUUAAAUUUAAGGCCUUGAAACGUCUUAAAAAACUGAUUUUCAUCCGGUCUUAAAUUUAAUUUAGUCUUUUGCAGAAUCGCUGGCUGCAUUCAUGAAACUAUGUGAAGGUGAAGUCCCACAUCUCACAUGACCACAAUGUAACUUUUAAGUUAAAAUAAACAAUUUAAAGACUGAAUCGCGAUUCAUAUGUGAAUCGAUUUUUUCCCCCACCCCUGUACUUAGUCCUGAAUGAAAUUCAAUUAGGUUACUAUUGUGAUUGCUUUAUCUGUAAAUUAAAUGACACAUUUCUUUGA
Molecule: messenger RNA, 1337 nt
Organism: Hypomesus transpacificus
Lineage: Eukaryota; Metazoa; Chordata; Actinopteri; Osmeriformes; Osmeridae
Gene: fuom
Product: fucose mutarotase
Exons: 6
Coding region: 58-522 (154 amino acids)
Biological process (GO): fucose metabolic process
Molecular function (GO): racemase and epimerase activity, acting on carbohydrates and derivatives; fucose binding
Source: RefSeq, a predicted model, not a curated record